AGCUAAGCUAGCUGAUAAUUACCUUGGAGUUGGACUCGGAGAUCAAGCAAAGCAUUUUCAUAACCCAAUUUUUUUUCUUCAAACACAAAUCAAAGGGAGAAAAAAGAAUGGAAGUGGAGGGUUCAUCGAAGAAGAUGAUAGCAACACAAGCAGAGAUGGUGGAGAACAAGGUCCCCAUCCCGUACAGGGAUCAAUGUGCACAUCUUCUCAUCCCGCUCAACAAGUGCCGCCAAGCCGAGUUUUACUUACCUUGGAAAUGCGAGAUUGAACGCCACUCCUAUGAAAAGUGCGAGUACGAGCUCGUCAUGGAGAGGAUGCUGCAGAUGCAGAAGAUCCGUGAAGAAGAGGCCAAGUUGAAACAGGCUGGGAAACAGGGCGCUUCUGUUCCUCUCAUUCCCAAAACUGCUAAUGCUUAAGCUGCCUCCAGGGAGGUUUUAGACUACUUUGGCGGAUAUUUUGAUGUUUGUCACCUGUCUGGGGGGAGUUUGAAACUGUUUGUUGUGGACGAAUGUAAGGACUAUUUUAUUUGUGAUCUGUCAUCAGCUCAUCAACUUUGUUUAUGGAAUAAAGUUGCUCAUCAAAUUGGACA
Molecule: messenger RNA, 589 nt
Organism: Gossypium arboreum
Lineage: Eukaryota; Viridiplantae; Streptophyta; Magnoliopsida; Malvales; Malvaceae
Product: NADH dehydrogenase [ubiquinone] 1 beta subcomplex subunit 7-like
Exons: 2
Coding region: 108-416 (102 amino acids)
Cellular component (GO): mitochondrion
Source: RefSeq, a predicted model, not a curated record